Molecule: messenger RNA, 1128 nt
Organism: Saccharomyces kudriavzevii IFO 1802
Lineage: Eukaryota; Fungi; Ascomycota; Saccharomycetes; Saccharomycetales; Saccharomycetaceae
Gene: MCK1
Product: serine/threonine/tyrosine protein kinase MCK1
Exons: 1
Coding region: 1-1128 (375 amino acids)
Biological process (GO): signal transduction; protein phosphorylation
Cellular component (GO): cytoplasm
Molecular function (GO): protein serine/threonine kinase activity; ATP binding; protein serine/threonine/tyrosine kinase activity
Source: RefSeq, a predicted model, not a curated record
AUGUCUACGGAAGAUCAGAAUGGUGUUCCCCUCCAAAGAGGGUCUGAAUUCAUUGCUGACGAUGUGACUUCGAACAAGUCCAACAGCACGAGGCGAAUGCUGGUGAAAGAGUACAGGAAGAUUGGUAGAGGUGCCUUUGGGACUGUUGUACAAGCAUAUUUAACUCAGGAUAAGAAAAACUGGCUGGGUCCCUUUGCCAUCAAGAAAGUUCCCGCUCAUACAGAGUACAAAUCUAGGGAACUGCAGAUUCUGAGGAUCGCAGACCAUCCGAAUAUCGUCAAGUUGCAGUAUUUUUUUACCCAUUUGUCUCCUCAGGACAAUAAGGUUUAUCAACACCUUGCCAUGGAGUGCUUACCAGAGACUCUUCAAAUCGAAAUUAACCGUUACGUCACUAAUAAACUAGAAAUGCCUUUGAAACACAUCAGACUGUACACCUAUCAAAUUGCCCGUGGGAUGCUUUAUUUGCACGGCCUUGGUGUGUGCCAUCGUGAUAUUAAACCGUCUAAUGUUCUUGUAGACCCAGAAACCGGUGUUUUAAAAAUCUGCGAUUUUGGUUCUGCCAAGAAAUUAGAGCACAACCAACCUUCAAUUAGUUACAUCUGUUCAAGAUUUUAUAGAGCGCCUGAAUUGAUCAUCGGUUGUACCCAAUACACCACUCAAAUUGAUAUAUGGGGGCUUGGUUGUGUCAUGGGUGAAAUGCUGAUUGGUAAAGCCAUCUUCCAAGGUCAGGAACCGCUUUUACAACUAAGGGAAAUUGCCAAAUUGUUGGGUCCUCCGGAUAAAAGAUUCAUUUUCUUUUCGAACCCUGCUUAUGACGGUCCUUUGUUCUCCAAACCACUAUUUUCGGGCUCUUCGCAGCAGAGAUUCGAGAAGUACUUUGGUCAGUCCGGCCCGGAUGGUAUCGAUCUUUUAAUGAAAAUAUUGGUUUACGAACCACAACAAAGACUGUCCCCAAGAAGAAUCCUUGCGCAUCAGUUCUUCGACGAACUGAGGAAGGAUGCCACAUUCCUGCCAAGAGGCUACACUGAACCAAUCAAGCUGCCACAUUUGUUUGAUUUUAAUGAUUUUGAGUUACAGAUCCUGGGCGAAUUUGCAGAUGUAAUUAAACCGAAGGAAACUACUGAAUAG